UUCACAUUCACUACACAAAAAGCCAAGGGAACCUCUGCGCCCAGUGUCAUGGAAGGAGAGGGGAUCACUAUUUCCCACUGGAUAGCAAGCCCUGUGUGCUACCAGGAGCACUUCAAAACCAGGAAUCUCACUGAAUGCACUGAAGAUCAUCGACUGUUUGCCCUGCCAGGACCUGAAUGUCUGCCGGUUAAAAUGGACACUGAAGGGAGGCAAACAGUCACUGAGGACGAGGAUUCAGGAGAGCCAUUAUUUCAAAUCCUGCUGGACGUGACUCAAUUUAAACCAGAAGACAUCCUCAUACAGGUCUUUGAGGGGCGGCUGCUGAUCAGAGGUUGGCACGGGGUGAGGAUGGACGAGCAUGGGUUUGUGUCACGGAGUUUCACCAGACACUACCAGCUGCCUGACCAUCACCUCCAGGCGAGGGACCUCAAAGCCAUGCUGUGUCGUGAUGGGAUACUAGUGGUGGAGACCAAGGACCGAUGGUGGCCAGCGUGUGAUUAG
Sinocyclocheilus grahami is the source of this 501-nucleotide messenger RNA. RefSeq names its product heat shock protein beta-3-like. Gene Ontology annotation, cellular component: cytoplasm; nuclear speck. The record is from RefSeq and is a predicted model, not a curated record. Lineage: Eukaryota; Metazoa; Chordata; Actinopteri; Cypriniformes; Cyprinidae. The coding region runs from base 49 to 501 and encodes 150 amino acids. The transcript has a single exon.